Austrofundulus limnaeus is the source of this 357-nucleotide messenger RNA. Its product is annotated as sodium-coupled neutral amino acid transporter 3. Gene Ontology annotation, molecular function: L-glutamine transmembrane transporter activity; glycine transmembrane transporter activity. Gene Ontology annotation, cellular component: plasma membrane. Gene Ontology annotation, biological process: L-histidine transmembrane transport; serine transport; L-glutamine transport. The record is from RefSeq and is a predicted model, not a curated record. Lineage: Eukaryota; Metazoa; Chordata; Actinopteri; Cyprinodontiformes; Rivulidae.
AGAGUGGUACUUGAAUGGAAACUACUUGAUCAUCAUUGUUAGUGCUGUUAUCGUAUUUCCUCUAACAAUCAUGAAGCAGCUUGGCUACCUCGGUUACACAAGUGGCUUCUCUCUCACCUGCAUGGUGUUCUUCCUCAUUUCUGUUAUUUACAAGAAAUUCAACAUCCCAUGUUCACUUCUUCAGCAACUAAAUAAGACAACUCCUGCUGUGAGCAAUUUCUCUGAUCACGGGACAAAUUUCACCUGUGAAGCCAAAAUGGUUACUAUCAACUCAGAGACUGCAUACACCAUCCCUAUCCUGGCGUUUGCUUUUGUCUGCCACCCAGAGGUGUUACCCAUCUACACCGAGCUACGAAA